Anopheles cruzii is the source of this 2154-nucleotide messenger RNA. RefSeq names its product soluble guanylate cyclase 89Db-like. The transcript is spliced from 7 exons. The coding region runs from base 53 to 2008 and encodes 651 amino acids. NCBI's taxonomy places the organism in Eukaryota, Metazoa, Arthropoda, Insecta, Diptera, Culicidae. Gene Ontology annotation, biological process: cGMP biosynthetic process; nitric oxide-cGMP-mediated signaling; response to oxygen levels. Gene Ontology annotation, molecular function: oxygen sensor activity; guanylate cyclase activity; heme binding. The record is from RefSeq and is a predicted model, not a curated record. Gene Ontology annotation, cellular component: guanylate cyclase complex, soluble.
CCAGAUUUCGUCCGGAAACUGCUGCCUCUGCAGCACCGUAAACCCCCGAACCAUGUAUGGAAUGCUUCUGGAGAGCGUACAGCACUUCGUACAGCUCGAAUAUGGAGAAUUCGUGUGGCGUCAAGCAUUGCUUACCACCGGAUGUAAGAACACAGUUUUUAACACUCAUCAGCUAUAUCCUGACAGCCUGAUUCCCGAUCUGGCCGCGGCUCUCUCGGCAAUCACUGGUAAACCGAUCGAUGAAUUUAUGAUAUUCUUCGGACGCUGCUUCGUGCGCUUCUUCAGCAACUUUGGCUAUGACGAGUUGAUCAAGGCCACCGGGCGGUACUUUUGCGACUUUCUGCACUCGAUGGACAACAUCCAUUUGCAGAUGCGUUUCACGUACCGCAAAAUGAAAAGUCCCUCGAUGCAGUUGACGGAGGUGGACGAGAAUGGGGCCAUACUGGUGUACAGGAGCACCCGAAGUGGAUUCUCGAAGUAUCUCCGUGGCCAGCUGCUGGAGAUCGCCAAGCAGCUGUACGGGAUGGACAUCAGCGUCAAGGUGCUGGAAAGCCAGAACGAUAACCCGGGUGGUACUUCCGGCCCGAUCUCCAUACAGGGUGGCCUCAAGACGGUGAUUGUGAAGUAUCGUCUAGAUUUUGACAAUCGUGAUUAUAUGGAAAGACGUGUCCACAUCAAGGCUCACCCAUCGCAGCUUCAGCUGCCAACCGUCGACAGUAUGGUGCUGUUGAAUCUGUUCCCGUUCGCGCUGAUCCUGAACGAGGAGAUGAAAAUUACGGCCGUCGGCGAAAAGCUCAUCGAAUCGUGGAUGCUCAACAACGCCAACCGCUCACCAAUCGAGCUGAUCGGCGCAAAGGUGACGGAGCACUUCAAGCUUCGUCGUCCGAGUGGGAUCACUUUUACCUGGGAGAAUAUAAAAAAUCUACAAACGGUGCUAUUCGAGAUUCAGCUACUGAAGGGAUCCUCUGCCAAGGGAUCGAAGGAACCUCCGAAAGCGAUCGAGCUCCAGUCGCAGGAAUCAUCGUCGCAGGUGGCAGGCAAGAAUCCGGUCGACGAUGCGUCAAAGCAGCUGACGUCCAUGCCGCGGCGAGGAUCGCAAGGGCUGCGAAGCAUUCUGCUGAAAGGUGAAAUGCGCUACAUUAAGGACAUCAAUUCGCUCGUGUUCCUGUGCAGCCCUCUUAUCCAGAACCUGGAGGAGCUCCGUGAGAUGGGCCUGUACCUGAACGAUCUCAACCCGCACGGACUGAGCCGUGAAAUGGUGUUCCAGGGCUUUCAGCACUACUCGCGGCUGGAUUUGAUGUGUGAACGGGCGGAGCAGCGCACGGAGGAGCUGGAGACGUCGCUCGUGCUGGCCGACUCCUGGAAGCGCCAAGGGGACGAGCUACUGUACUCGAUGAUUCCUCGCUCCAUAGCGGAGCGGUUGCGUGAGGGCCAAAAUCCGCACGACACUUGCCAGACCUUCGAGGAGGUGACGGUGCUGUUCGCCGAGGUCCAGGAAACGAUCACAGGCGACGAUUCGAUCAAGUAUGCCAUGACGACGGUCAACACGCUGAAUGCGGCUUUCAGCGCGUUCGAUGAGCUGAUUCAAUCGCCGAUGGCGUACAAGGUGGAAACGGUUGGCAAGGUCUACAUGGCGGUCAGUGGAGCACCGGAUAUUAAUCCGUUUCACGCGCAGCACAUGGCCGACCUGGCGCUGGAAAUGCUGAAAAGUAUUCGCGAGCUCAAUCUGCCCGGUGUUGGCGUGAAGAUUGGGUUCCACUCGGGCUCGAUUGUGGCCGGAAUCGUGGGACUGAAGGUGCCACGGUAUUGCCUGUUUGGUGACACUGUCAACACUGCGUCACGCAUGGAGAGCAGCGGAGAGACGGAUCGUAUCCAGGUGUCGGGAUAUACGGCGGAGAAGUUGAAAAAGCUUAACUACGCCCUAACGUAUCGCGGUAAGGUUGCGGUCAAGGGCAAGGGAGAAAUGGAAACAUUCUGGCUCGAAGGAACACCGGAGAGCAAGCAGUAGAAGGGCACUACACACCGUGGACCACACCGUGCCUUGCGCAGAUCGCUGUCGGCAGUAACUUAAUGGCUGUUCCUAUGAUGCACGCACCUCACGAGCGUCACUUUAUUGCAGCACUUCGUCCAAUCGCACUAUGUUUACAGUACAUC